Messenger RNA from Talaromyces atroroseus, 5718 nucleotides. Its product is annotated as 1,3-beta-glucan synthase component FKS1. Gene Ontology annotation, cellular component: 1,3-beta-D-glucan synthase complex; plasma membrane. Bases 1 to 5718 code for a protein of 1905 amino acids. The record is from RefSeq and is a predicted model, not a curated record. Gene Ontology annotation, biological process: (1->3)-beta-D-glucan biosynthetic process; fungal-type cell wall polysaccharide biosynthetic process. Gene Ontology annotation, molecular function: 1,3-beta-D-glucan synthase activity. Lineage: Eukaryota; Fungi; Ascomycota; Eurotiomycetes; Eurotiales; Trichocomaceae. The transcript has 3 exons.
AUGUCUGGCCAUUACGACGAGGGUUACGACCAUCAAGGCCACGGUGAUGCCUAUUAUCAAGAUGAACAACAACAUGGAUACUAUGAUCAAAACGAGUACUCCAACUACGGCGAGGGCUAUUAUGACCAGAGUGGUUACUACGGGGAUCAAGCCGGUGGCUAUUAUGAAGGUGGCCACGACAACUACUACAAUGACCAGUACUACGAUCAAGGUCAUGGAGGAGCCGAAGAAUACGCCCACGCUGGCGAGCCUCGUGGUCGCGGAGGCUCCGAAGAGGACUCGGAGAGUUUCAGUGACUUUACCAUGAGAUCCGAAACCGCCCGAGCGGCUGACAUGGACUACUAUGGCCGUGGUGAUGAGCGUUACAAUAGUUAUAAUGAAAGCCAAAUGGGUGGUAAUGGCUAUGGAUAUCGACCACCAUCCUCGCAAGUUUCAUACGGAGGCAAUCGUUCAUCCGGUGCUUCAACUCCAGUUUACGGAAUGGAUUAUACAAACGCUCUGCCCGCUGGCCAACGAUCGCGCGAGCCGUACCCCGCUUGGACUUCCGACGCCCAGAUCCCACUGUCUAAGGAAGAAAUCGAGGAUAUCUUCAUCGAUUUAGUCAACAAGUUUGGUUUCCAAAGGGACAGUAUGCGGAACAUGUACGACCAUCUCAUGACUCUUCUCGACUCUCGUGCUUCGCGUAUGACACCCAACCAGGCUCUGCUUUCGCUUCAUGCCGACUACAUCGGCGGUGACAAUGCCAACUACCGUCGUUGGUACUUCGCGGCCCAUCUGGAUCUGGAUGACGCCGUCGGAUUUGCCAACAUGCAGUUGGGAAAGGCGAACCGUAGAACUCGCAAAGCUCGUAAAGCUGCGAAAAAGGCGGCCAGUGAAAACCCUGAAAACGAGCAGGAGACAUUGGAAGCAAUGGAAGGUGACAACAGCUUGGAGGCAGCAGAAUAUCGCUGGAAAACACGAAUGAACCGUAUGUCUCAACACGAGCGCUGUCGUCAAAUUGCCCUCUAUCUUCUUUGCUGGGGUGAAGCCAACCAAGUGCGCUUCACACCGGAGUGUCUUUGCUUCAUUUUCAAAUGUGCAGAUGAUUACUUGAACUCUCAAGCCUGUCAGAACCGUGUAGAACCUGUUGAGGAAGGCACCUACCUGAACAAUGUCAUCACACCCCUAUACAGUUACCUUCGUGAUCAAGGCUACGAGAUUUACGACGGGAAAUACGUUCGCCGAGAGCGUGAUCACGCCCAAAUUAUCGGCUACGAUGACGUGAAUCAACUGUUCUGGUAUCCCCAAGGAAUCGAGCGCAUCAUCCUUGAAGACAAGACUCGCCUCGUCGACAUCCCCACUGAAGAGCGAUGGGAGAAAUUGAAGGAUGUUAAUUGGAAAAAGGUCUUCUUCAAGACUUAUCGCGAGACCCGUUCUUGGUUCCAUUUGAUCACCAACUUCAACCGAAUUUGGGUUAUCCACCUGGGAGCCUUCUGGUUUUUCACCGCAUACAAUGCCAAGGUUAUCUACACAAAGGACUACCAGCAACAAUUAAAUAAUCAACCGCCUGCUGCUUAUUCCUGGUCCGCCGUUGCGCUCGCUGGUACGGUUGUUUCGUUCAUUAACAUUCUAGCGACUCUCUUCGAGUGGGCCUAUGUCCCACGUAAGUGGGCUGGUGCCGAACACUUGACUAGACGCCUGAUGUUUCUUCUCCUGGUUUUUGUUAUCAAUAUUGCGCCUAGUGUGUACGUCUUCGGGGUGUCUAAGGAGGGCACAGACAUUGCCGCCAAAGUCCUCGGUAUAGUUCAAUUCUUCAUUGCUCUGGCCACCUUUUUCUUCUUUGCUGUCAUGCCACUAGGUGGCCUGUUUGGAAGCUAUAUGAAGAAGAACACUCGUACAUACGUUGCAAGCCAGACCUUCACAGCUAGCUUCCCGUCCCUCAGCGGUAAUGGCAUGUGGAUGUCCUACGGCAUGUGGGUUUGCGUUUUCGCCGCCAAAUUGGUGGAAUCUUACUUCUUCCUCACUCUGUCUCUCAAAGAUCCCAUCCGCAUUCUCAAACCAAUGAAGGUCGACCAUUGUCUGGGUGACGCUAUCAUCGGCGACACAUUGUGCCACUACCAGCCCCAAAUUCUUCUUGGACUGAUGUGCUUUACCGACGUUACCCUGUUCUUUUUGGAUAGCUAUCUGUGGUACAUCAUUCUGAACACAGUUUUCUCUGUGGCACGGUCUUUCUAUCUGGGUGUUUCUGUCUGGAGUCCUUGGCGUAACAUUUUCUCGCGGUUGCCCAAGCGUAUUUACUCCAAGGUUCUCGCUACAACCGACAUGGAAAUCAAGUACAAGCCGAAGGUCCUGAUCUCACAAGUUUGGAAUGCUGUUGUGAUAUCAAUGUAUCGUGAACAUCUUCUGGCCAUCGACCAUGUGCAGAAACUUCUCUACCACCAGGUGCCUUCUGAACAGGAGGGUAAGCGAACUUUGCGCGCCCCGACAUUCUUCGUCUCUCAAGAAGAUCAUUCGUUCCGUACCGAGUUUUUUCCCUCCCAGAGUGAAGCAGAACGCCGUAUCUCAUUUUUCGCACAAUCCCUUUCGACGCCUAUUCCGGAGCCGUUACCGGUGGACAACAUGCCAACCUUUACAGUCAUGAUCCCUCAUUACAGCGAGAAGAUCCUCCUCUCUUUGCGUGAAAUCAUUCGAGAGGAUGAGCCUUACUCCCGUGUUACGCUCCUGGAAUACUUGAAGCAGCUACACCCUCAUGAGUGGGAUUGCUUUGUCAAGGACACCAAAAUUCUUGCUGAUGAGACAUCUCAGUUCAACGGCGAGUAUGAAAAGUCGGAAAAGGACGCCGCCCGAAGCAAAAUUGACGAUCUUCCCUUCUACUGUAUUGGUUUUAAAUCUGCUGCUCCCGAGUAUACUCUCCGCACUCGUAUCUGGGCCUCUCUCCGCUGUCAAACCCUCUACCGUACAAUUUCUGGCUUCAUGAACUACAGCCGUGCCAUUAAGCUUUUGUAUCGUGUCGAGAACCCGGAAGUUGUUCAGAUGUUUGGUGGAAACUCCGAUAAAUUGGAACGAGAAUUGGAACGCAUGGCACGUCGAAAGUUCAAGAUCUGUGUCUCCAUGCAACGCUAUGCCAAGUUCAACAAGGAAGAACGUGAAAACACCGAGUUCCUUCUUCGUGCCUAUCCCGACCUUCAGAUCGCUUAUCUAGAUGAGGAGGAGCCUGUUAAUGAAGGAGAGGAACCAAGACUCUACUCUGCGCUUAUUGAUGGACAUUCUGAACUGUUAGAGAAUGGAUUCCGCAAACCAAAGUUCCGCAUUCAGCUUUCUGGCAACCCUAUUCUUGGUGAUGGAAAGUCCGAUAACCAAAACCAUGCAAUCAUCUUCUACCGUGGCGAGUAUAUUCAAUUGAUCGAUGCCAACCAGGAUAACUAUCUAGAGGAAUGUUUGAAAAUUCGCAGUGUUCUUGCUGAAUUCGAGGAAUUGACGACUGAAAACGUCUCUCCAUACACUCCUGGUAUUCCUUCGACAGCAACUGACCCUGUUGCCAUUCUUGGCGCUCGUGAAUACAUUUUCUCGGAAAAUAUUGGUAUCCUUGGUGAUGUUGCUGCUGGAAAGGAGCAAACAUUCGGAACUCUCUUCGCCCGGACACUCGCUGAAAUUGGCGGUAAACUCCACUAUGGUCAUCCUGAUUUCCUCAACGGCAUUUUCAUGACCACUCGUGGUGGUGUUUCCAAAGCCCAGAAAGGUUUACAUCUGAACGAGGAUAUCUAUGCUGGUAUGAACGCCAUGUUACGUGGUGGCAGGAUCAAACACUGCGAAUACUUUCAAUGUGGUAAAGGUCGUGAUCAGGGAUUCGGUUCUAUUCUUAACUUCACAACCAAGAUUGGCACUGGUAUGGGCGAACAGUUUUUGUCUCGUGAAUAUUAUUACCUUGGCACUCAACUCCCCCUUGAUCGUUUCUUGUCUUUCUAUUACGCCCACGGUGGUUUCCAUGUCAACAAUAUGUUUGUCAUGUUAUCUGUCAACAUGUUCAUGAUUGUUUGCAUCAAUCUUGGCGCCCUGCGACAUGAAUCGAUUAUCUGCCAUUACAACCCCAAUGUCCCCAUCACCGAUCCGUUGAUGCCCACUGGUUGUGUCGACCUCGUGCCUAUCACCAACUGGGUCAAUCGCUGUGUUUUGUCUAUUUUCAUCGUGUUCUUCAUUUCCUUCGUGCCUCUUGUUGUUCAAGAGUUGACGGAGCGCGGUGUUUGGCGUGCAGCUACCCGUCUCGCCAAACAAUUCGGAUCUCUCUCCUUUAUGUUUGAAGUCUUCGUGUGCCAGAUUUACGCCAACGCUGUUCAACAGGAUGUCUCAUACGGAGGUGCCAGGUACAUCGGUACCGGUCGUGGUUUUGCAACCGCUCGUAUACCAUUUGGAGUUCUUUAUUCACGUUUCGCCGGCCCCUCUAUUUACCUCGGCGCCCGGAAUUUGUUGAUGUUGCUUUUCGCUACAUCCACCAUGUGGGCCGCUUCUUUGAUCUGGUUCUGGGUUUCCUUGACUGCUCUAUGUGUCUCGCCUUUCCUGUUCAACCCACACCAAUUUUCAUGGAAUGACUUCUUCAUCGACUACCGUGAUUAUCUUCGAUGGCUAUCCCGUGGAAACUCGAGAUCGCACAACUCCUCAUGGAUCGCCUUCUGUCGCCUUUCUCGCACAAGAAUUACUGGCUACAAGCGCAAAGUUCUCGGUGUUCCGUCUGAGAAGCUCUCAGGUGAUGUCCCUCGUGCUCGGAUCACUAACAUCUUCUUCAGCGAGAUCCUUGGGCCCCUCGUCCUGGUAGCUGCCACCGGCAUUCCCUAUCUCUAUAUUAAUGCUCGAACCGGUGUCACUCAAGAUAACCCGAAAGCGACCAAUUCGCUCCUGCGUAUUGCUAUUGUCGCGUUUGCUCCGAUCGCUGUCAAUGCCGGUGUUGCCGGUGCAAUGUUUGGUAUGGCGUGCUGUAUGGGUCCUCUUUUCAGCAUGUGCUGCAAGAAGUUUGGAGCUGUUCUCGCCGCUAUUGCCCACGCUAUUGCUGUGAUCAUGCUGCUCGCCUUCUUCGAAGUCAUGUUCUUCUUGGAGGGCUGGGAUUGGCCUCGUUGCAUCUCGGGCAUGAUUGCCAUGGCUGCCAUCCAGCGAUUUGUCUACAAGCUCAUCAUCGCCACAGCAUUGACCAGGGAGUUCAAGAACGAUCAAUCCAAUAUCGCUUGGUGGACUGGGAAAUGGUACAACAUGGGUUGGCACUCUCUGUCCCAACCCGGUCGUGAAUUCCUAUGUAAGAUUACGGAGCUCGGUUAUUUUGCUGCAGACUUUGUCAUCGGCCAUCUCCUGCUUUUUGCCAUGCUUCCUGCACUUGCGGUACCGUAUAUUGACAAAUUCCACUCUGUCAUUCUGUUCUGGCUACGUCCUAGUCGGCAAAUUCGACCCCCUAUUUAUUCUUUGAAACAAUCGAAGCUUCGACGACGCCGUGUCAUCCGCUUUGCCAUUCUCUAUUUCGUCAUGCUUGUUAUCUUUAUUGUACUCAUCGCUGCGCCUUUGGUUGUUCGUAAACUCAACAUCGACCUGCCAUCAAUUCCAGACUCGCUCAUGCAACCUCUCGAUGCUGGCGAAAAACAUAACGAUACUCACACAUAUUACACCGGUAGUGGGCUACCUGCUGGCUUCGUCGCAUACUCAGGAAGUGGAAGCAGCAGCUCAAGCACUGCUGGUGCAAAGAUGAUGUUUAUGUUCUAG